UUGUGGUGUGUAUGACUUCAGUUAGAACUAGGAGUUAUUGAUAGAGAGUGAACAAAAGAAAAUGGCGCUUGUAGUGGGCAGAGGAUUCCUUGUUCAGCCGUGCUCUUCAUCCUUCAUUUGUAAGAAUGUUUAUAAACCCUUGUCAGGUGUAACAAACACAUUCUGGCCUACCAGACCAGGAACCACUCGAUGCUUAACCCAGACCGUGGUUAGAGCCCAGCUGCGCCCUACAUGGCUACCUGGGCUUGACCCUCCACCCUACCUGGAUGGAAGUCUGCCUGGAGAUUUUGGUUUUGACCCACUUGGGCUUGGAGAGGAUCCAGAAAGCUUGAAGUGGUAUGUGCAGGCAGAGCUGGUUCAUGCUCGCUUUGCCAUGCUUGGAGUUGCUGGAAUUCUUCUUACUGAUUUACUCCGCGUGACAGGAAUCAGCAAUAUACCAGUUUGGUAUGAAGCAGGUGCAGUAAAAUUCAAGUUUGCCAACACAGAAACCCUAUUCAUUGUCCAACUAAUAUUGAUGGGGUUUGUUGAAACUAAGAGGUACAUGGAUUUUGUUAGUCCCGGAUCUCAAGCUGAGGGACCUUUCUUCGGGAUAGAAGCCGCAUUUGAAGGUUUAGAACCAGGAUACCCUGGUGGCCCUUUGCUAAAUCCUCUUGGCCUGGCUAAAGAUAUAACAAAGUCUCGUGACUGGAAACUAAAAGAGAUCAAGAAUGGACGACUUGCAAUGGUAGCCAUGCUCGGCAUCUUUGUGCAAGCUUCUGUGACUCAUGUAGGACCAAUUGAUAACCUUGUGGAGCACCUCUCAAAUCCAUGGCACAAAACCAUUGUUCAGACCCUUGCUAACUCUGGCUCUUAAAUGUGAAUCAAACUUGGUCUCCCUUGUCCCUAUACAAUAAAAAUGUAAAUUUUGUUACAAGUUACAACAAUAACUUUUCAUUUGUUUAGUUUUAGGUAAGUAAAGGUUCUUGGUCAAGAGUUGAGUAAUUCUUUGUCAUGGAAUAAGAAAUUAAGAUUGAAAUUGUCCA
Messenger RNA from Quercus robur (English oak), 1022 nucleotides. RefSeq names its product photosystem I chlorophyll a/b-binding protein 5, chloroplastic. The record is from RefSeq and is a predicted model, not a curated record. Gene Ontology annotation, biological process: photosynthesis, light harvesting in photosystem I; response to light stimulus. NCBI's taxonomy places the organism in Eukaryota, Viridiplantae, Streptophyta, Magnoliopsida, Fagales, Fagaceae. The coding region runs from base 62 to 853 and encodes 263 amino acids. Gene Ontology annotation, cellular component: membrane. The transcript has 6 exons.